CACGCUUUACCUACACAGGUUCGAAACGCAUAUCUCAGUUGUCUCUCUGUGAUCAACUACUUGAUGCUCAGGGAGGCCACCCCGCUCCGCUUCCUCACCGCACCCUCGGCGCUCGAACAUUGCCGGCACUUAACGUCGCCGCGCUGCCGUCGCCGUUUCUGAACGAGUUUUAAUGGUCGGGGGUGAAUAGAAGGGAUUGGGUGGAUUCAGCAUCAAUCUACUAUGUCGGGUUACGAUUACGGCGGUGGCCCAGCAGGCGACUGGGCCCAUGGCCACCCUGCGGCCGGUGAGAAUCAAUAUUGGAUGGACCAAGACAAUGGCAGUUUGGCGCCGUCAUCCUCGCGAUACCACGGACCGCAUGGGAACCAAGGCGGGAGGCCGCCCGCGGGCUCUCCCGCAUUAAGUGCCGGAGAGCCGGACCUCGAGCCACCAAGACGCAGCGCCGAGCGAAAUGGAUCGAGACCACGAGGCUCUAGGUCGGCCAGUGGUCAAGUGCGCACAUGCAGGAAAUGUGGAGAGGCUUUGACAGGGCAGUUCGUGCGUGCACUGGACGGGACGUUCCACUUGGACUGCUUUAGGUGCCGUGAUUGUGGCGAGAUUGUAGCGUCGAAGUUCUUCCCAGCCGAAGACGAGAACGGCGGGGGGCAGUAUCCCCUCUGCGAGACAGACUACUUCCGCCGGCUCGGGCUGCUUUGCCACAAGUGCGGCGGAGCGUUGCGGGGAUCGUACAUCACCGCACUCGACCACAAGUAUCACGUCGACCAUUUCACCUGCUCCUUGUGUGAGACAGUCUUCGGUGCCCAGGACAGCUACUACGAGCACGAUGGCCAGGUCUAUUGCCAUUACCACUAUUCAACUCAGUUUGCCCAGCGCUGUAAUGGCUGCCAAGCCGCCAUCCUUAAGCAGUUUGUCGAGAUCUUCCGGAACGGCCAAAACCAGCACUGGCACCCCGAGUGUUACAUGAUUCACAAGUUCUGGAAUGUCCGCCUGAACCCACCGCGGGAGACGACCACCCCGAUCCAGGACGACCCUGCCGGCCGCGAGCGCGUCCGUGAGGAGGAGGAACAGAUGGAAGAGAAGGUCUACCGCAUCUGGAGCGUGCUCUCAACGUUCGAAGAGUCAUCGGCCGCUUGUAUAUCGGACAUGCUGUUGCAUGUGAGCAACGGAGCGUAUAUUGACGGCGUGAUGGUUGCUAAGAGGUUCAUCUUCCACGUCGACAUUCUCUUCCGAUCCGCAGACCGGCUUGAUGCCACAAUGGCCCGACUGGACAUGAACGCUCUUGCUUAUGGGAGGGAAGCAAAACUCCUUUGCAAGAAGAUUGUGGCCUUCUUCUCGCUCCUGUCUAAGACGCAAGACAAAGCUACGCGCAAGCCCGGCGUUACCCAGGAUCUCUUGACCCUAGUCACUGGUCUUGCUCACUACCUAAAGCUGCUCAUUCGCAUCUGCCUCCAAGGUGCGCUCCGCAUAGAGAAAGAACGCAAUAAUACCGAUGGCCUCUUUCACUUUCUCGAUGACCUCAGCGACCUGGAGACACUCAGGACAGACGACAACUCUACCACCACCUUACAGCUGACAUCCGGAAUGUCGCGACUGUCGGCUCAUGAUUCAGAUCAGUGCACGCUAUGCCGGAAACCGAUCGAGGAUGAGUGCGCAAAGAACGGCGACAAGAGGUGGCACAUAGCAUGCGCCAACUGUUCACGUUGUGGCAAGGAAUUUGGGCGGAACCUCCAGGAUGCCCGUUUGAAUCCUUAUGACGCGAAGAUUCUUUGCAGCAAAUGCGAGCCCAAUGCUCCCUCCAAUGCCGGCCCAUUCGAGCACAUCACUAAGCUGCAACAGUACAUCUUCCUGCUUCAGGUGGCACUCGCCAGGCUCUUAGAGAUCCUUCGAGUCAACGGCGCGCUCACUGGUCCGUCGGAUGAUCCAAAUGGGAACGGUUCGGGUUCUGCCGAAGGUCGAUCCGGGGCAUACGGGGGCGAACAUGCGCACCAUCACCGUGAAUCGUCUUAUGAGAGCGCCCUCAACGAUGUGCGAAGGUUAAAGAGUACCCGUCUGGAUAAACACCUGUCGUCGAGCUUCAGGAAAGCUCGGACAUCACGAAUCUUGGACGGACCCGAGAGCAGCAGUGCGCGGCCUGGAUCCUCUGGCGGUGGUCCUGGAGACGGAGGCCUGAAUAAAAACUUCCAAAUUGUUGAAGAACGGGGGCCGAUCGACGAGGAGGGCAUGAUGUUGCCCAACCAGGAUGCACUGACACUCGACGACAUCCCCCGAAUUGUCGCCCAAGAACAGGCAAAUAGAGAGCAACGACAAUACCCUCCGUCACGGCAGGAGCUCUUCCGUUCGCCAGCAACUGAGCCUAGGCUGGGACCGAGUGCGACAGGCGGGAGUGGCCAUCAGCGCAGCCUCUCGGAAGACAGGGUGGCCGGAACACGCGCGUUUGGCGAGCCAUCCGUUCAGCGCUCCCGACGCUACUUUUCCGAACUCUCUGGGCUCGAGUAUUUCAUUGUGAGACACCUCGCUGUGCUCACUAUGCACCCUAUGGUUGAGUCGGAGUUCACGCUUGAAGAGCUGCUUGGCUUCAUCGAGAGCAGGAAACCGGCGACCUUCUGGAAGAACAUUGGCAAAGCCUUCAAGAACGAUGGUCGCAAGAACGUGAAAAAGAAGGGAGUUUUCGGUGUCCCCUUGGAAGUCAUUGUCGAGCGAGACGGCGCGGAAUCCACAGACGGCGUCGGGCCGGGAACCCUGCGGAUUCCGGCUGUUGUAGACGAUAUCAUCUCGGCGAUGAAGCAGAUGGACCUCUCCGUCGAGGGCGUCUUCCGCAAAAAUGGUAACAUCAAGAAGCUCGGCGAGCUGGUGGACAAGCUGGACAAGGAGGAGGAAGUGGAUUUCAGCUCGACGCACGUCGUCCAAGUGGCGGCCCUCCUGAAACGCUAUCUUCGAGAACUCCCGGACCCGUUGAUGACGCACAAGCUUUAUCGACUGUGGCUGGCAGCAGCAAAGAUCCAGGAUGAGCAGAAGAUGCGCCAUUGUCUGCAUCUGACAUGCUGCCUGCUGCCGAAACCAAACCGUGACUGCCUAGAGAUUCUGUUCUGCUUCUUGAAGUGGGUUGGAUCGUUCCACCAGGUCGAUGAUGAGUCUGGGUCCAAGAUGGAUAUCAAGAACCUGGCUACGGUCAUCGCUCCCAACGUUCUUUUCGACAGGACCAAGACCUCUAGCCUCGACAGCGAUCCGAUGUAUGCAAUCGAAGCUGUGGAGGUGUUGAUAGCCAACAUCGAGGAGAUGUGCUUGGUUCCCGACGACCUUGUCGACAUUUUGAACGACCAAACCCUAUUCAACAGCAGCGGAGAUCUAACCACCAAGGAGAUCCUGAAGAGGUUCUCUGACCGAGCCGUGAACAACCUAGGCCCACGACAGUAUGCCGAAGUCACCGAGAUUGUAGGCCGGCACGAGAAUCCAAGCCGUCCUCCGCCGAGGCGGAUGGAAACCGACCCAUCUCAAUGGCAGCAAGAAAGCAGUGUCCGACCGGUCCAGGAGCCGCCGGUCCCGUUCAACGCCCCACCUCAUAAUGUCGCAACACCGCCUCCGAAGCGAGGGCCCUAUGAUGCUCCCCCACCACAACAGCAAUCUCCAUACGGAGGGCAGUAUGAGCAGACGGGCACACCGGAUGCCAACAAUCGCGGCGGCCAGGGAGGCCAACGAGAAUGGCGCAGCUCGGCAUGGGGGAGACAGAAUAGCGGGUUGACGACAGGCACCGUCUAGGAGACGGGCCACGGUCACCCGGAUAUGCGUUCUCAAUGAUAGGGAGCUCUGGUUUCCUGACGGGUGUAGACGGCGUAUUGCGAUGCAUUCACUGCAAGCAAGCAUGGUUGCUCGGCGUUUUGUGACUUUAUCCUUGUUUCUUCCCUAGUGGUGGAACCCUGUCAUCCUAUAUCGCAAGCGAAAGGGAAGUGUAUUUGGUGUAGAGGACAGUCGGGUACAGGCCGGUCUGACCGUAAAUGUCUUGUUUAUGUAUCUGGGACGAAAACCAUCCAUGGAUGUUUUGUCAGCGCCAGCAUCGGGAAACAGGAGGGAUGAUAAGCCGAAAAUGGUUGUGACAGGGGCGUGACUCCGGGAUCGUUUUCAUUCCCCUUCUACCUGGGCAAUAUCAUCAUGGCUGUUG
Chaetomium strumarium is the source of this 4156-nucleotide messenger RNA. RefSeq lists its product as uncharacterized. Gene Ontology annotation, cellular component: cytoplasm. The transcript is spliced from 4 exons. Gene Ontology annotation, molecular function: GTPase activator activity. Lineage: Eukaryota; Fungi; Ascomycota; Sordariomycetes; Sordariales; Chaetomiaceae. The record is from RefSeq and is a predicted model, not a curated record. Gene Ontology annotation, biological process: regulation of small GTPase mediated signal transduction; signal transduction. Bases 223 to 3756 code for a protein of 1177 amino acids.